UACACUUCUUUAGCUGCAAAAACCAAAAUAUUUUUUCAUAGAAUCCGAUUUUCCUUUAAAACUUAAUGCAUCCAUCUCUUCUUCUGUUACAAAGACAUGAUGGGUAAUAAGAGAAGUGGAGGAGAAAUGGAAGACAUCAGCAUAGGAGAGGUCGAUCCUCGCCCUGUGGUUCAGAAACAGGAAACAUCAAUGAGUAGCCGAAGUCGGGUUUACAAGUGCAAAACAUGUAAUAGACAAUUUCCGUCAUUUCAAGCACUUGGAGGACACCGAGCCAGUCACAAGAAACCUAGAUUAGUAAACCAAAUAUCAUCAGACAGUCCUAGUAGCCAACAGCAAAUGAGAAAACCAAAGACUCAUGCAUGUUCAAUUUGCGGUCUAGAGUUUGCCGUCGGACAGGCUUUAGGUGGUCAUAUGAGAAAGCAUAGAGCUACCCUGAUAGAUACUUCUCCAACAACAGAAGCAGCCGCAGCGACAACAACAGAAUUGUCAUCUUCUUCAUCUGAUAUUACUAAUAGUACUACUCAUGAAAAGCAGCCACUAAUACCCGAAGUAAGAAAAUCAAAUAAUAGGAUAUUGAGUUUGGAUUUGGAUUUGAACUUAUCCACUUUUCCUACAACUACUAUGUGUAGUAAUGAUUUUGAAUUCUCCACUCUUGUAGCACCACACAAACAAACUUCUGUACCACCUAUGAUUUAUAGUUUUAUUUGAUUGUACAUAUACUAUGAUCGAAACCUAGAUAUUACAUAGUCAUCAAUUUUUAUGUCAAUGUUGAUGCAGCGACUAUUUUGUUUACCA
Papaver somniferum (opium poppy) is the source of this 795-nucleotide messenger RNA. Its product is annotated as zinc finger protein ZAT8-like. Lineage: Eukaryota; Viridiplantae; Streptophyta; Magnoliopsida; Ranunculales; Papaveraceae. The transcript has a single exon. Gene Ontology annotation, biological process: response to chitin; response to stress. The coding region runs from base 97 to 708 and encodes 203 amino acids. The record is from RefSeq and is a predicted model, not a curated record.